Molecule: messenger RNA, 4090 nt
Organism: Chara braunii
Lineage: Eukaryota; Viridiplantae; Streptophyta; Charophyceae; Charales; Characeae
Source: the annotation of a GenBank genome assembly
UUAGCAUGGCCCAAAAAAAAAAAAAAAAAAAAGAAACUGCCCCCGCGGAGGAUAUCACGUCCUUCCCGCACUUUUUCUAGGAACGUUCGCGGGAAUGUCGCUCGGCGGAGUGUACAGCCGGGCUAGGUCCCACGUGCACGCGGUGCGCCCUGAUGACGGAGAACCGGCUAUGGCGCCACCAUCGUUCUCGUUCUUGUUGCUGGCCAUCUUGAACUCCAUGCUGACUGCAGGCUCUUUCGCGCGUGACCUCUCCCGUCUUCCUCCCACACGUUCUCGCUCUCGUUCCUGGCUGAGCUGCCAGUCGUCUGCCACGUGUACGUUGCUCUUAGCCGCCAUCGCCGUCGCCAUCGCUCUCUUCUCGGAUCUGCCCAUUGCAUUGUCGAAAGAAUGUACCAAUAUUCCAACUCAGCCCAAGUUCUUGAACAGCAAUCUGCACAACUUCAGUCAGUCUUUCCCCUUUCUUCAACCCGAUCUCGCGACUGCGAACCCCCCGGGAUCCCGAUCCCCUCGUCGCGACAGACUUCUUCUUCAUCAUCAUCAUCGUCAUCAUCAUCAUCGUCAUCAUCAUCAUAGCUACUAUCGUCUAGAGGAUGUGCUGGCAAGGGUUCGUCGAACUCUCACUGAAACUUCGUUGGACAAAGAACCUGUUCCGCGGCAAGGACACACGGGGAACAUCGUGGCGAAGGGCGAGGGUGCGAACUCUCACCGAAGCUUCGUUGAAGAUUCAUCAGAUGUUUCGUUCGAAUUCAAGUCGUCAUCGUCCUCCUCUUCAUCGUCACUUUCAUCAUCUCGCCGAAGCUUCGUUGAAGAUUCUUCCUCGUCGUUAGCCUUUCUUCACCCUGUCGAAUUGCAUGAUGUGCGGCUGCAUCCAGAUUCACCGCAAGGGAUGGCGCAAGAGACAAACCUCGAUUACCUUCUCAUGUUGGAUGUUAACCGGCUGGUAUGGAGCUUCCGGAAAACAGCAGGACUGCUGCUACAGGACAGGCCAUAUGGGGGUUGGGAGGACCCGAAAUCGGAACUAAGGGGUCAUUUUGUUGGUCAUUAUCUCAGUGCAUCGGCCAUGAUGUGGGCUAGCACUGGAAAUAGGCGUCUGUUCGAGAGGAUGAAGGACUUGGUGGAGGCGCUGGCAGAGUGUCAGAAAGCGAUCGGCUCAGGCUACUUGUCGGCGUUUCCUGAGGAGUUUUUCGAUCGGUUCGAGGCUAUCAAGCCUGUGUGGGCACCCUACUACACAAUACACAAGAUAAUGGCAGGGCUUUUGGAUCAGUACCUCUUUGUUGGGAACAAGCAAGCACUGGGAAUGGUUGUGGACAUGGCGACCUACUUCGGUGAUCGUGUGAAGAAUGUAAUUGCCCGGUACACGAUCGAGAGACACUGGCAGUCGCUGAACGAGGAAGUCGGUGGAAUGAAUGACGUCUUAUAUCGACUCUACACAGUUACGAAAAAUCCCGAGCACUUGGAACUGGCACAUCUUUUUGACAAGCCAUGCUUCUUGGGGCCCCUGGCACUGAAGGUUGAUGAGUUAUCGGGAUAUCACGUCAACACGCACAUUCCAGUCGUGAUUGGUGCACAGAUGCGGUACGAGGUUACACAUGAUGUCAUCUACAAGGGAAUUGCAGAGUUCUUUAUGGAGAGUGUCAAUGCCUCUCAUACGUAUGCGUCGGGAGGAACCUCUGCGUGGGAGUUUUGGCAGGACCCUAAGCGGCUUGGCAAUACGCUGCAACAGACGGAUCAGGAAUCUUGCACAACGCACAACAUGCUGAAGGUGGCCAGAAAUUUGUUCCGCUGGAGUCGUAACCCGGUUUAUGCAGAGUACUAUGAGCGAGCAUUGACGAAUGGUGUGUUGGGCAUCCAGCGAGGGCCCGAGGAACCGGGCGUCAUGAUUUAUUUCCUACCCAUGGGACCUGGUAACUCCAAGGCAAGAGGACCAAUGGGGUGGGGCAAACCGUUUGAGUCCUUCUGGUGUUGCUAUGGGACAGGGAUAGAAUCCUUCUCAAAGCUCGGCGAUUCAGUAUAUUUCCAGCAGUGGGAGCCAAAGCCAGCUUUGUACGUGACGCAGUUUGUUUCAAGCGACCUGACAUGGACUGUUGGCGGCCUGUCUGUCAAGCAGACUGUCACUCAGCCGACGUCAGUUAAUCCUGUUCUGACGUCGGUUUUGAGCUUCGUAACCCUGGAAGGAGCCUCGAUGAAAUCAGCGGCGGAUGUGUACGUCAGAAUUCCUGGUUGGGCAAAAGAUGGAUCAUCAAAGGCGAUUCUGAAUGGGAAGAGUCUUUCAGAGACCUUGGUAUCAGGGAGCUUUGUGAAGAUCACCAGGGACUGGAAGACCGGGGACAAGCUGGAGGUUAACUUCACCCUCACGCUUCGCACCGAGAGAAUCCAAGAUGACAGGCCAGAGUUCCGGCAGUUGCAUGCAAUUUUGUUCGGUCCAUAUCUUCUGGCGGGCAUGAGUAGCGGGGAUUGCGACUUAGCGCCAGGGAUUAACGCCUCACGUCCUGAAGAUUGGAUCGUCCCUGUGCCAGAGGACCACCGGGCUCAGCUCGCGACUCUUAUUCUCAAGCCAUGGCCGUUCGUGACUCUGUCGGAGACGGCUCUUGCCAACGAUGCACAGUCCGUCACUAAAUCUGAGUUACAGACGCGUGCUGACGAUCAUGCUUCUCCGGAUGGGGGGAGCAAGGACUUGGAAAGAAUCGAAAGUUAUGCCGAUGACGAGGAUCGUCGAUUUCUGCGCCAGCUGGGGUCCCAAUUGAACCAAGUUGGUGGAAAAUUUAAUGGAAGAACGCUGUCGCUGCAGAGGCGAGGCGGCUACCUUGUUGCCGCACCAGAGCCCUUAGAGGGUACGAACGAGGCGGCAGCUUCGAGAUUCUGGUUGGUCAGCUCUUUGAGUACGAAGCUUGCAGCUCUCGAGAAGGAGGGAGGACCUAAGACCGACAGUCGUGACGCUGGAGAUGAGAAAUCAUCCUGGCGUGCGUCCGGCAAAGAAUCUAAUAAUCGUUACGGCCCUGAGAAAUCGUCCGGCGAUGUCUUGGCAGGCAAUGAGGACCUUGUGUCCUUUGAGUCUCUGGAACGACCGGGCUAUUACAUGGUUCAUGCGGACAAUGGAUCGGCAAUGAUGGUCGAAAUGAGCGAAGGGCGAAACCUUUGGGGAAGCCAGUUUAAUGCGAUGGCGACUUUCAAAAGGGUGCCCGGGGAGUUUGGCUAUCGUACGGCUUCAUUCGAGUCGAUAGUCAUGCCAGGAUAUCUGCUGAGUAUGUAUAACGGGCGAAGGGAUCUGAACACGCCAACGGGAUGGACGGUAUCGUUUCAGAAACGGCGGAGCACGUGGGUGUUUGUGUCGAUGAGCAGUUUCUAUCUCCGCGAGGGCGAGCCUCCGUCCGAUGUCAGUUUUGUUGCGCGCGGGAGGAACCAAAAAUUCCCGCUGUUUCCGAUCUCCGCCUUUAAGGAUGAAACCUACACAACCUACUUCCGAGUUCCCGGCGGGCCCGUGAGGUAGGCACCAGGGGGAAUCUAAUGUAUAAAUUGACGGUUGACUUCAGUGCGUAAAAAAAAUCUGACGACGCAAACCGGAUGGUUGGUGGUUAUCGCUCCACAAACGGCGGAACCCCUGGGUGUUUGUGUUUGAUUAGCAGUUUUUCUAUGUGCGCAAGGACGAGGCUCCCUCCGUCGGAUAUCAGUUCCGUUGCACGCGGAGGGUUCCCGCUGCGUCCCAUCUCCGCCUUCAACGAUGAAACCCCUACGCAACCUACUUUUGCGAGUUCGGGGCGGGCCCAUGAGGUAGGCACACCGCUAUGUAUGUAUCAUGGAUUUCUGGUCGAUUUCAUUGCUUAAAAGGAACUCAGGGCAUACUCACUCUACGACCUUUUCUACUAAGCUCUGGACAUGAUUGCGGUCAGAUUCGUCCUGGUCUGGCGGUUGCAGUUAGAUACAUUCAAGGAAGCGCUAGCGUGCGUAUGCCCUCCGAUUCUCUUCUGCGGGACACGAGAAGAUUUGCAAUUCAUUUUCAUAUUCUUCUUCUAGCUCUUUGACACGGGGACUAGAGGGGUGGGUACUAACCGGAACACACAACUCUUUUUGCUAAUCUUGGGCUGCGGCGAUC